Messenger RNA from Aspergillus campestris IBT 28561, 2116 nucleotides. RefSeq lists its product as uncharacterized. Lineage: Eukaryota; Fungi; Ascomycota; Eurotiomycetes; Eurotiales; Aspergillaceae. The record is from RefSeq and is a predicted model, not a curated record. The transcript has a single exon. Bases 285 to 1811 code for a protein of 508 amino acids.
CUCCGUACGCCCCCUUUCAUUGUUCGGAUUCACCUCUGCCAGCAGAUCGAUCAUCGUCGCCUUUCCCAUCUCAGCGUAAUUAAAUUGAAAUCCCUAUUGAGUAUUUCUAGUACCCGUUGUCGCCCCAACGAUCACGCUCCCCCUCGAAUCCACCGUGCGAUACAACUUAUCUCUCCCAAUUUUGGCGUCGCGUCCACCGUGCUUCUGAGAUCUGUUCACACCACCAACCACCAGAAAAUUAUAAUCAUAAUAAUCAUCAUCACAAUACCAAGGAAUGAGCCACAAUGGAUGACUUUCUCGACAUGGAAUCCUCGGCCAUCCGCGCCUCGUCGCCCUCCCCGUCCCUCUCCCCAACACCCGCCAUCUCCUCAUGCCCGUCCCCAGACCGGACCUUCUCCACGGUCUCCUCGCUCUCAACCUCAUCCGCCACCUCAGCCGACGCCCGCUCCUCCGUGUCCAUCUCGACCAAGAGACGCGGAUACAUCCGGCCCCAGGGCGCCGAAUUCGCCGACUCCGCGCGCCACCGCGAAAGCGUCAUGAGCCUAGGCAGUAUCGCCCACCUGCAGUACUACUUCGCGCGCACGGGCCUGCUCGAUGGCAAGGGCGGCCACGCGCGGGAAUACAAGAAGAAGAAGAGAAAUCCGGAAGAUCGGGCGCGGAUGCUGCUGACGCCCAACGCGCGGUUCAUCGACGACAUCUCGGACAGUGCCACUACCGAUGAGGAGAUCUCGGAUGUGGGGGAGGAUGGGUUCGACGGGCAUGAUGAGAUGAUGCUGCCGCCGACGGUCAGCACGUAUAGCAUUAAGACUCAUUAUAUUCCGCCGCCGCCGGAUCUGAUGACGCUAAGGAGGGACUUGGUGCAUUCGCUCGAUAAGGCGAAGCGGAAUAUUGAUGAUAUCGUCGCGCAGAAGGGUCUGCCCCCGGAUAUGAAUCCGCCUCGCAUCAGUCUGUCGCCUGAUGGUGCUCCUAGCGCGGAUGAGGAGUCGCCCUCCAGCGAGCCGGCGCAGCCCAUCUCGCAGCGCUUGCAUGAGAUCUACGGUCUACGGAUUCUGGACGUCGUCACGCUCGCGAUCCGCGCGGCGAAGAUCUACUACACGACCCACGAGCGGCCCGAGCGACUGGCAUCCAUCCGGAGCGAGCGGGAGAUCCGACAAGAUCUGUUCAACGUUCUAGAGGUGCUAAAGCGAUGGGCGUCGCGCAACUUUGCGAACGGGCUCCGCGAGGACGAGCUGUCCUCGAUUCGAGGCUGGAUGUCAAGCGUGCACGACCUUCUAGCACAGGAAUCCCAGCUCGAGGCGGCAGAGGCCAAAGAACGCGAAGGGUGGACCUGGGCCCGGGGCGACUGGAGCGGGCGAGAGCGCGAGCGCGAGGAAGCCUUCCUGCGCAGUUUGAUCGAAGACACCGACAACCCUCUACCAGCCUGGACUGCCCCAGAGGACGGACCCCUCCCGACGCCGCUGCUGGAGCGCUUCCGCGACGGGCGAGAACUCGUGCGCGCGCACAACCAGGCGAUUCGGAAAUCCAAGCGCCAGUUCUGCGAGAUCAAGAAAUACCACCAGGACGUCGCGAAGCCGUACCGCUGCGCUGAGAAUCUCCGCUUCUGGGUCAAGGCCGCCGAGAUCCGGUGGGAGACGAAGCUCAAGAUGGACGUGAUGGGCGUCGUCAAUGGCGGCGAUGAUGACGCUUGGAGGAAAUUCGAUGCUGCGUUGCUACGCUGGUGUCAUGCGGUGCGCGAGGAGUUGACGCGCGACUGGCAGGAGCCGCAGGGCGUUGCAGAUGCGGGUGUUCCUGCUGACAGUAUGGCAGUUUGAUCUGCAGUCUAUCUCUGCAUGACUUUAUCUCGCAUGAGUGCAUCUAUCUUUCUAUCGGUUUAUGUUGUUCGCGUUGCAUACAUGUUUACUUUCUGCCCAUUUGAUACCCCCUUCACCUGAUUCUUUCAUAUACAUACUUACGGGCUGCAUCGACUGUCCCUCCUUUUGUUUCAUUCUAUUGUUCACUUGGAUUGGUGUCACCGUCUGAGCUGAAUAUUUGCAUCUAAUUCGUGUGAUCUAUUUCUAUUUCUGUUGUUUUGGGGGGUUCGCAUUGAUCUCUUGGUCUCUUGUAUAUAGCUUCGAGG